Penicillium subrubescens is the source of this 972-nucleotide messenger RNA. RefSeq lists its product as uncharacterized. Lineage: Eukaryota; Fungi; Ascomycota; Eurotiomycetes; Eurotiales; Aspergillaceae. Bases 1 to 972 code for a protein of 323 amino acids. The transcript has a single exon. The record is from RefSeq and is a predicted model, not a curated record.
AUGAAUGGAACAACUCCACCCUUUUCUCUUGGGGAAAAGCUCGCAGCUGUCGUCACCGAGCUCAUUUUGUCCAACGCAGAUGAACAGCCCACACCAUCCUCCUGUGCAGAAUCUGGAAAAACCUCCAGAAAGACGUCCGGAAAGACGUCUUAUUUGCCCAAAUUCAGAGCCCCGGACCGGCGACCCACACAGCUUGACGAUCUGGAUGAUUCCAUCUACCAUCAAAUUUACCCGACACAAGAGAAAGCCCGGCUCUGCGCCGAUGCCAAACACUUCUACGUCGUGUCCAGCGGUGCAAGUCUUGUUGAUCCGGGUAUCAUUAUGGCCAGUGCCGGUACUGGGAAUGAUUACCUUAUUGCAGACUACCACGAGGAGGCAGAUGAUAAGACACUCGACAUACUUCGAAAAGUCGGUGCUGCAUCCAUGGCCUUUCUCAAAAUCUGUGUGUAUGCCGGAUUGAUGAGCGACUGGCAAUUUGACAACCUUUUGGCCAUGACUGUACAAUUUCGAGUCCUUGGCUAUUGGAGAGUUCACUCAAUGCCAAGGCGACCUAGCGAAGCUUAUGGAAGCCGAAUGACUGGUCUAAUUAUCCAUGGACACAUUGACCUUGGUCUGAUGGUGGGAGUGGUGGGAGCCUCUCUUGCAACUGGUGAGACGAUCAACGAGGCCGAGUUCAUGCAGCUGAUGGAGACCUGUACUCUAAUCAACGACAUGUUAGACUUUAGAGGGGACAAAGUGCAAAAGCAACGAGAGAAUGUAGUCCGCCAUGGUCUUCGGGGCUCUGCUUGCAAGUAUUUGGACGGCAGUAUUGCAAAGUGCGUAAAAGGAGCCGCUGAGCUUAUUGGGCGCCGGAAAAUCAACGCUGGUCAUUAUGAGCCUUUGCAAUUGGGGUCUCAUGGCAUGCCAUCACAAGGUGUACGAGCUGGUCCGUGGGUCCCAUCUCAACGAGCAGAAGGAAGUGUGCCUUUAUGA